This is a messenger RNA of Hibiscus syriacus, 1554 nucleotides long. RefSeq names its product probable xyloglucan galactosyltransferase GT14. Gene Ontology annotation, molecular function: glycosyltransferase activity. Bases 82 to 1539 code for a protein of 485 amino acids. The record is from RefSeq and is a predicted model, not a curated record. The transcript has a single exon. NCBI's taxonomy places the organism in Eukaryota, Viridiplantae, Streptophyta, Magnoliopsida, Malvales, Malvaceae.
AUGGCACCUUGAAAGUUCAUCAACAAGCUCUCAUUCAUUCAUUCUUUCUUUCACUUUCUUUUUCAAUCAAUUUUUCUUCAAAUGAAACUCCAUGCAUUGAUAACCCAGUUUUUUCCCGGAAAUCCCACCAGGAAUCUCAAAUGGAAACACAAAUCAAGAAGGAAAAGCUGCGCCAAUCACUUCUGGUUCGUCUUGUUUUUCUCCAUCGUUAUUUUCUCCAUAUUACUCUGUUUUAAUCACCUCUUCUUCUUCGACAACACCAAAGGGUUCGUUCCCUUCCUGGGAAAAUCAGCUUAUUUUCCCGGAAAGUUGAAGAACAGCAGCACAGAUUCAUGCUCCGGUCGAUACAUUUAUGUCCAUGAUCUUCCAAAGAGAUUCAAUGAAGAAGUGAUCAAAGAUUGUCAGUUGAUUACAAGGCCCACUGAUAAAUACAGCAUGUGUAAAUCUUUGGAGAAUUUCGGUUUAGGCCCUCGGAUCAAAGGUUUAAACGAUUCGGAAUCAUGGAAGAACAGUUGGUUUUCAACGAAUCAGUUCAUGCUGGAGGUUAUUUUCCAUAAUCGGAUGAAGAAAUACGGCUGUUUAACCAACGAUUCGAUGAUCGCUUCCGCCGUUUUCGUGCCGUAUUAUGCAGGUUUGGAUCUCCGUCGAUACCUAUGGGGAUUCGGUGUAUCGACGAGAGAUUCAUCCGGCGUCGACUUGGUUGACUGGCUUGCAAGAAAGCCUGAAUGGAAAAGGAAUUUGGGUAAGGAUCAUUUUUUUAUCUCGGGUCGAAUCGCUCGAGAUUUUCGACGGAGAUCAAAUCGAAAAUCCGAUUGGGGCAGCAACUUCAGGCUCUUGCCAGGGUCCGAAAACAUGAUGAUGCUAACGAUCGAAUCAGGUUCAUCGAAAAACGACGUUGCGGUACCGUAUCCGUCGUAUUUUCACCAAUCCAACGAUCUCCAAGUUCACCAAUGGCAAGAAUUCCUCCGGAAACAAAACAGGCCCUACUUAUUCUCAUUCGCCGGCGCACGACGAUCAAAACAAAAGGGAUCGAUCCGAGCCGAGGUCAUCAAACAAUGCCAGACCUCGAAAAACCUAUGCAACUUCCUUGACUGCGGAUCAUCCCCCGAAAAAUGCGACGAACCAACUAACCUAAUGAACCUGUUUCAAACCUCGAUCUUCUGCCUACAACCUCCGGGGGAUUCGUUGACGAGAAGAUCAACGUUCGACUCGAUCCUAUCGGGUUGCAUUCCGGUUUUCUUCCAUCCGGGGAGUGCUUACACACAAUAUAUAUGGCAUCUACCAAAGGAUCACAACAAAUACUCGGUGUUCAUUUCAGCAAAGGAUUUGAGAGUUGGGAGAGUGAGAAUCAACCAAACAUUGCUUCAAAUUUCAAAGAAUGAACAAAUGGCAAUGAGAGAAGAAGUCAUAAAAUUGAUUCCAAGGAUUGUUUAUGGUGACCCAAGGGGUGGAUUGGACGCCAUUGAUGAUGCAUUUGAUUUAGCAAUCAAGGGAGUUCUCAAAAGAACACAUAUUAACAAAGAAUUGAUUAGAGUUUAGUGAUUCAUUUGUAAA